This is a messenger RNA of Pichia membranifaciens NRRL Y-2026, 1140 nucleotides long. RefSeq lists its product as hypothetical. Gene Ontology annotation, biological process: mitotic DNA damage checkpoint signaling; protein phosphorylation. The record is from RefSeq and is a predicted model, not a curated record. Gene Ontology annotation, molecular function: protein serine/threonine kinase activity; ATP binding. Lineage: Eukaryota; Fungi; Ascomycota; Pichiomycetes; Pichiales; Pichiaceae. Gene Ontology annotation, cellular component: nucleus. The annotation marks the transcript as partial. The transcript has a single exon.
CAAGAGCUAUACUCCUUUACCAGCAAAUUUCCCGGUUUGGAAGAAUCAUACAAAAUUCUGCAAAAGAUCGGUGAAGGCACUUUUUCCAGCGUGUAUUUAGCUAAACCAGUGGCGAGAAAUUCACUUCACAAAGGAAUCAAUUCAACUGUAGCAUUAAAACGGAUAUAUGUCACGUCGUCACCACAGAGAAUAUACAACGAAUUGAAGUUGUUAUACACGUUACGUGGACAUAAAAAUGUUGCUCCGUUAUUAGAUGUAUUGCGUCAUGAAGAUCAGGUGGUUGCUGUUUUACCGUACUAUGAGCAUUCAGACUUUCGUGAUUUUUAUCGGGACUUACCACUUUUUGGAAUUAAAUCAUAUAUGUUUGACUUGCUGAAGGCUCUUGACUUUAUCCAUUCCAAAGAUAUUAUACACAGAGAUAUUAAGCCAACUAAUUUCUUGUAUGACCCAUUCUCUAGAAGAGGGGUCUUAGUUGAUUUUGGUUUAGCGGAAAUCGAUAUGGAGCCAAUUACAAACAAAUGUCCAUGCUCUUUUGGCGGAUAUACAUCUAAUAUGGUACGUCAGUUAAACGUUGAUUAUGCUGGCCAGUUUCCAAAAAACGGCUACUUGAAAGAUGACCAAAGACCUGGCCGUCGUGCCAACCGAGCAGGAACAAGGGGAUUCCGUGCUCCGGAAGUCCUGUUUAAGUGCAACAAUCAAUCUAAAAAGAUCGAUAUAUGGUCAGCAGGUAUCAUGUUAUUAACGUUACUAUCACGCCGAUUUCCCUUUUUCAAUUCCACAGAUGAUGUAGAAGCUAUAAUGGAAAUCACCAAUAUCUUUGGGAUAACUGAGAUGAAGGAGUGCGCACUAUUUCAUGGACUAGAGUUUGACUGCAAUAUCCCCAAAAUCAAGGAUAAGAUAAGUUUGGAAGCCUUAAUAGCGAAUGCAGUGAUGAUGGAUUGUAAAGAAGGUGACACCUUUGGGGAAGACUCUCCGGCAUGGGAGUUACUUGCCGCCAUUGACAAGAAAGGGGUGAUUCAAGAUAACGAGAUUGGCAGAGAAUACGCACAAGCAAUUACCGUGCUGAAGAAAAGCAUGGUGUUGAACCCUUACGAGCGUUUGGAUGCAAAGGAUCUUUUGAAACUGCCAUUUUUUGAUGAG